AUGGGUUUAAAAAAGGCGCUGAAAGCGCUUGAAAUCCUUGAGAAGCCAGAAGCUAUACUUAACCGGAAACUUCAGUGUAACCCAUAUUAUCCGUUUAAAAUGGUUGAAGGAAACAAGUUCAUUCUUACUCUAAGUAGAAAACGAUUUUACAUUGGAACACUUACGGCUUUCGUUUCCAUGGUUACACUGAUUACUUGGGGAAUUUUACUUGAGGCCAGCCAAUACAUGUUAUUUCCCAUCCUUGUGUGUGGUAUAUCAGCUAUCGUGGCAUGGGAGAACAGAGGACACCGCACAUGCGUGUUAGACGGAGAACGUGCGCAGUACAUAUGUGUAGUUGGAGAACAUUCUGUGGAGAAUGGCAACUUCCAUAAUGUUUAUAUUAGACUUAAAGCACAAAAGCACGGGGCGGGUGAAAUGUACUACUAUGUCGUAUUUAAUGUCCACGUGACGGAACAAAAAAUUACAUCUUAUUCCAAAAACGAUAAGAAGCUGCGUGUUCUUGCAAAGAGGCUCGCGGAAAAUCUUAAUCUUAACUAUUUUGAUGUGAAAGCCAGCUCAAGGGACCACGUCAUCAGACACCGUCCUGUGGUUGAUGUCCCAAAUGUUAACAAUGGCGAAUGCAAUAUUGGCCAGCCUGUGUAAUCCACCUUAUAUCAUGACAUUCGGAUCUUAUCUUCUAUUUGAUUUAAAUUUGAUAAAUUCCCUCAAUUUAGUUUCAACAAAGCGUUUAACUUUCUUCCGAUGUUUCUUCCGAUCAUAUUCUGCUGGUAAUUUGGAUAAACUAAGCAAGCUGCAAUGAAGCUGAAUUAUUUUUCUCGGAGAAAAAAAUUAAAGUGUAAGACAAUGGCAUGGCUGGAAUGAGAAAGAUGAGAGAUUCUGAG
Messenger RNA from Stylophora pistillata, 881 nucleotides. Its product is annotated as cation channel sperm-associated auxiliary subunit theta-like. The record is from RefSeq and is a predicted model, not a curated record. Lineage: Eukaryota; Metazoa; Cnidaria; Anthozoa; Scleractinia; Pocilloporidae.